This is a messenger RNA of Magnolia sinica, 447 nucleotides long. RefSeq lists its product as uncharacterized. The transcript has 2 exons. Lineage: Eukaryota; Viridiplantae; Streptophyta; Magnoliopsida; Magnoliales; Magnoliaceae. The record is from RefSeq and is a predicted model, not a curated record. The coding region runs from base 1 to 447 and encodes 148 amino acids.
AUGAAGACUGACGCUGAGAAUCGGGAUAAGCGCAAGUACUGUCGGUUCCACCAUGAUCAUGGCCACAACACGAGCAACUGUAUGGACCUCGAAGAUGAAAUCGAGACCCUUAUCUACAAGGGUCACUUGUGUCGAUACUCUAAGGAGGAGAAGUCUGCACGGAAAGAAAAAUGGCCGAGCAAAACUGCAGAAGAACCUGCUGAAAUCCGAACCAUCUAUGGUGGUUUAUCUGGUGGAGAAGAUGAUGCGCGCGGAAUCCAUCAUCCGAACGACGAUGCUCUUGUGGUGGCUAUGACCAUAGCUAACUGCAAGGUCUGCCACAUCCUAGUCGACACGGGAAGAUCAGUCGACGUCAUUUACACCAAGGCAUUCGAGAGAAUGGGUAUCGACAAGUCACAACUCCGACCCGUGAAAACCCCCUGCACGGCUUUGCCGGAGAUAGGGUGA